Lampris incognitus (smalleye Pacific opah) is the source of this 2397-nucleotide messenger RNA. It is a transcript of the gene lmbr1l, whose product is annotated as limb development membrane protein 1-like. The record is from RefSeq and is a predicted model, not a curated record. NCBI's taxonomy places the organism in Eukaryota, Metazoa, Chordata, Actinopteri, Lampriformes, Lampridae. Bases 137 to 1615 code for a protein of 492 amino acids. Gene Ontology annotation, biological process: signal transduction; receptor-mediated endocytosis. The transcript has 17 exons. Gene Ontology annotation, molecular function: transmembrane signaling receptor activity.
GCUGGUCCUCCGCGUCCGUGGCGGUUGUAAAAUGUAGCCGGGUUGACGAAGCGCAUCCUCGGCGGGUUUUCCUCAGGAGACGAUCCCUCUCCAUCUAGCGCUUCUGUUCGGGUCGGCACUGUUAUGGUUUCAGAGAAUGGAAGUGGACGACGUGUCGGUUAGGGAGCAACUCUUCCACAACCGCGUCCGGGAGACUAUAAUCUGUGUCCUCCUGUUUUCGUGCCUCUACAUAGUGUCCUACCUCAUACUAACCCACUUCAAGAAGAGGGCCGAGUUUGUCUCUGAGGACAUUGAAGAUGCCACUGUCAACAAAAUUGCGCUGUGUUUAUGCACGUUCACCCUCUCUGUUGCGGUGUGCGCUGUACUUUUGCUCCCCAUCUCGAUCUUGUCCAAUGAGGUGCUGCUCACCUUCCCGCAGAAUUACUACAUGCAGUGGCUCAACGGAUCUCUUAUCCACGGCUUGUGGAACCUAGUGUUUCUCUUCUCCAAUUUAUCCUUGGUCUUCCUCAUGCCCUUUGCCUACUUCUUCACCGAGUCUGAGGGAUUUGCGGGGUCGAAAAAGGGAGUGAUGGCACGGGUCUAUGAGGCAGUUGUGCUACUGUUGCUGUUGGCUCUUCUGGUCCUGGGCAUUGUGUGGGUGGCAUCAGCCCUCCUCCACCACAAUAUGGCCAGGGAAAGCCUCUAUGACCUGUGGGAGUACUACUUGCCCUACCUGUACUCUGGUAUCUCUCUCCUUGGCGUGUUGCUACUGUUGUUGUGUACCCCCUUUGGGUUGUCCCGGAUGUUCAGUGUCACCGGCAGCCUAAUCGUCAAACCACGGCUGUUGGAAAAUGUAGAAGAGACAUUGAGCUGUGCCACCUUUGAGGAGGCUUCACUAUCUAGGAAACUGAGUCGUGGCAACACAUCAUACUGGGUCAAGCUGAACAUGGAGACGAUGAAAAGAGAGUAUCAAUUAGUCCAGACCAAGCGCAUUGCUUUGGAGAUGCGUAGGAAGGCGUCCCCAUGGCAACGUAACCUGGGCUACCCGCUUGCCAUGCUUCUGCUCCUAGCUCUGACGGUGAUGUGUGUACUGAUGGUGUGUUUCAAUGUACUGGAGCUGCUCUUUGAUGAGACGGCUCUGCCCAGAGGAAUGGAGGACCCUCGCCUGGGGACAGCUUCCUUCUCUAUGUUUGGCUCACUAGGUGCUGCUGUGCAAGUGGUCCUAAUCCUCUACCUGAUGGUGGCGUCAGUGGUUGGCUUCUACAGCUCUCCUCUCUUCACCGGCCUGCUGCCUCGUGCUCAGGACACCAACCUCACACAGAUAAUUGGGAACUGUGUUUCACUGCUAGUUUUGAGCUCGGCACUGCCAGUCUUUUCACGCACACUUGGUAUCACCCGGUUUGACCUUUUGGGAGACUUUGGACGGUACAACUGGCUGGGGAACUUCUACAUUGUCUUCUUAUACAACAUGCUGUUUGCUGGGCUCACCUCGGCUUCCCUCAUCAAGACAGUCACCUGGGCAGUGCAGAGAGAGCUCAUCCGUGCCUUUGGUCUCCACAGACUGCCCCUAACUGUGUCACGCUCCGCAAUCCCCUUAAGACUCCUCCUGGCCAGUGGACUGUCCAAGAUCCAGUGACUUUCCCUUCCCCACCAGUUGGCUGCCUAUCUUACCUUUGGAACUUACACCUACUGGAUCAAAGACGAUUAGAGUUUGAUUCUCUAGCCAAUCAGUAUGUGGCUCACGCAAGUGAGAAGGUUGGAGUGAAGGAAUCUGUGUAGUGUGUCCACCAGGAGUUCUCCUCAGAGCUCUAUUUCAUGACCAAUGCAAGUUGAUGUGGGAAACGAACUAUAUCAGGUUAUUUGAUUUACAAGGUCAGAAACUGCAGGGGCAGCUCCUUUAGCCAUGGUGAUGACUGGAACAGAUACACAUAAGGGAUCAAGGCCAUAUUUGGAGUCUUGCCAUAGUAUGAUGAGCCCCACAAAACCUGAUGCCUCAUGAAAAACCUCAUGUUGGAUCCAUGGGAUGGCCUUUGCACCAUGAGCAUAUGUCAAAAGUCAGCAAGGUUAUUUUGGAACUUUACGUUGUAGCCGUGACAACGUUUCCUCUUCCUGCUGUAGGUUGAGUGCACACUCUUUUCACUACAGCUCCCCCACGCUUUCCCCCCUCUUAGGUUGCACUACUAUUUUAGGAUUGUGAAUCUCAUUUCCGUGUGUUUGUCAGUCUAGUCUGCACUGGUGUUAUGUUAGUUAAUGAGAGGAAGUUUCUAAUGGGAGCAAGCGGUGCAUGGAGUAUAUUGUCUACCCAUUGAUUAUAGCCAUCGGUUAUAAGUCUCACAUUGGUGCCCUUUCAAAUUGAGCAUUCUUGUAGACGAAAGAAAUUUUUCUGUGGUGAUUUCAUUUGAACAAGCAUUUAUUUUU